UAAUAUUUUUAAAAUGGAUGAAGAAAAACUGCCACUUUUGGCAGGACCUUCGGGAAGGGCAGUUAGCGUUGUGGAAACGCAAAAUGAAACCAGCAGCUCAGAAUCUUUAUCCGUGAAGCUAAGUAUAAUAAGGAAUCCAUUUUAUGGAACUGACAGUGGACCUAUAGGCAAGCUGGUACCAACUGGAGAAAGGAUAACCUACACAUGGAGCAACAUUAACGUUUUUACAAGCCCUAGGAAGAAUUAUAGAAGAAGGUACAUCUGUUUUGGGGAAAGGGCUGCUUCUACCGAGGAAAGUCAAGGAAAACAUAUUUUAAAGAACGUUUGUGGAAUAGCGCGUCCAGGGGAACUGUUGGCUAUUUUAGGCUCUAGUGGUGCAGGAAAAUCCACCCUACUAAAUGCCUUGACUUUCAGGUCUGUAAAGACUAUCACUGUGACCGGAAUGAAGUAUGUCAAUGGUAAUCCUGCUAUUCCUAAGACUCUGACGAGCAGGUCAGCUUACGUCCAACAGGACGACCUGUUCAUUGGCAACUUGACAGUGAGGGAACAUUUGACCUUCCAGGCACUAGUGAGGAUGGAUCGUAACAUUUCCUAUGACCAGAGAAUGAACAGAGUGAAGGAAGUCAUAUCAGAGUUGGCACUAAAAAAAUGUGAGCACACCACCAUAGGCACCCCAGGUCGUCUCAAAGGAAUCUCGGGAGGAGAAAAGAAGCGUCUCUCCUUCGCUGCAGAAGUUCUCACCAACCCAUCCUUGUUCUUCUGCGAUGAACCUACCUCUGGACUAGACUCCUUCAUGGCCCUUAACAUCGUACAAGUGCUGAAAUCGAUGGCGCAGACUGGGAAAACUGUGGUGUGCACCAUACACCAGCCUAGCUCCGAGUUAUACGCCAUGUUUGAUAAAAUAUUGCUCAUGGCGGAGGGAAGGGUGGCCUUUCUGGGGACGCCAGAUGAGGCUCAGGAGUUUUUUGCGAGUUUAGAAGCGCCAUGUCCCAGAAACUACAACCCGGCGGACUAUUUCAUCCACUUACUAGCCGUAGUACCUGGAAGAGAAGAAUCCUGCAAACAAGCCAUUGCAAUGAUCUGUGACAGUUUCGAGAGAUCUGAUAUAGGCGUGAAAAUGAUCGUUGACUCUGCAUCCAAGACAACUGAACUGAACGACUUAGAAGCCGACAUAUGGUUUAAUGGUCAAAAUGGAAGCAGCCGGUACAAGGCAUCUUGGUUUGCUCAGUUCAGAGCACUUCUUUGGAGAUCCUGGUUAAGUAUCGUAAAGGAACCACUGCUUGUAAAAGUUAGACUACUUCAAACUGUAAUGAUCGCAUUGGUGUUGACAUCUAUUUAUUACGGGCAAGAGUUGGAUCAAGACGGAGUGAUGAAUAUCAACGGCGCGCUGUUCAUUUUUCUAACGAACAUGACUUUCCAGAAUGUUUUUGCUGUGAUUACAGUAUUCUGUUCGGAGCUGCCAGUUUUCUUGAGGGAACACAGGAGCGGUAUGUACCGUACUGAUGUUUAUUUUCUCAGCAAGACAAUAGCCGAAACACCAAUUUUCCUUUUGAUGCCAGUCAUCUUUACUUCCAUCUGCUACUUCUCAAUAGGGUUGAAUCCAGAAUGGAGUAGAUUCCUUAUUGCCUGUGGGAUCAUUACCUUGGUCGCUAAUGUCUCAACUAGUUUUGGUUACAUGAUAUCAUGCGUAUCUGGUAAUGUUUCUAUGGCUCUGUCGGUGGGACCACCACUUAUAAUACCAUUCCUUCUGUUUGGAGGAUUCUUCCUUAAUAUCCAGUCGAUUCCUAUAUAUCUUCAGUGGCUCUCUUACUUCUCUUGGUUCAAAUAUGGCAAUGAAGCUUUGAUGAUCAACCAAUGGGAGAAUGUCACCGACAUAUUGUGUCCAAACGCCAACGCCACCUGUUCCCCCAAUGGUCAUAUUAUUUUGGAGACCUACGCAUUUUCAGAAGAACACUUAUCAAUGGAUAUAAUCUGGUUGUUUUCUCUGAUACUGGGAUUCAGAAUGGCGGCGUUUUUGGCAUUAGUGUGGAAAAGUUAUCAGAAAGAAGUUAGAAGAAGCUAUACUUUGAGAGAUAGAAAAAGAUCCUUCCACCAGUACCAGGAAGAUAGUAUUGCAACUUCAUGUAAGUCCAAAGACUCUUUGGAAGGUUUUGAAAGCUUGUCAGCUGUUCCCGUACCACAUACCACGGGUAUAAGCUCUGCUGCCCAGUGUUUUUCAGCCAAAGCUAGGUUUUUGGUAAAUGAUAUUGAGGGCACCAGCCUGAAUGUUAUCAAAUCUUAUGGAACUGAUGACCUUUCAGCUUCAAAUAGUGAUCACGAUGGUUUCCUUGACUCCUCCAGCUCUUUCAGAAACAGAACAAGAACUUACACUAGAUGGUCUCCCAUGGAGCAAGGAAUAACUCUGGCUUGGAGUGACCUGUCUGUGUCUACCAAAGUCAAGAAAAAUGGGAGAUUAGUCUAUAAACGGAUCAUUAAUGGAGUAUCUGGAGCCGUGAAACCAGGAACACUAUUAGCUUUGAUGGGUGCCAGUGGAGCUGGAAAAAGUACCUUGAUGUCAGCUCUGGCUUACAGGCAAGCAGGUAGUAUGGAAGUAGAAGGAGAUAUAUUAAUAAAUGGAAGACCAAUUGGAAAUUUUAUGAAAUACCUUAGUGGUUACAUGCAUCAAGAAGAUCUGUUUGUUCCUACAUUGUCAGUAAAGGAACAUAUGACCAUCAUGGCAAAUUUGAAGCUUGACCGAAGAAUCUCCAAAGCCAGCAAAAAUAAGAAGAUACACAUAAUUUUAAAACAAUUAGGUUUAUUCCAUUGUGUAGAUACCAUCAUAGGAGGCAUAGGCCAUGGCAAAGCGCUCUCUGGAGGCGAAAAGAAGAGGCUCGCUUUUGCUACAGAGUUGUUGACAGAUCCACCCAUUCUGUUCUGUGAUGAACCGACUACAGGCUUGGAUUCUUAUUCUGCACAGACUUUGGUUGAGAUGAUGAACCAAAUGGCUGGUAAUGGUAACACGAUCCUUUGCACCAUUCAUCAACCAUCCUCAGAUAUAUUCGCCAUGUUCACUCAGUUGAUCUUGGUGGCUGAAGGGAGGAUAGCUUAUAUGGGGUCAUCAACUGGUGCUUUGGAUUUCUUUCAACAAUUGGGAUAUACUUGCCCUGCUUCCUACAGUCCGGCAGAUUUCUUUAUUAAGGUCAUUGCAACCGCUCCUGGGUAUGAAGACAAUAGUAAGCAAGCUAUCAAGAGGAUCUGUUAUCACUUUGCCGUUAGCGAUUACGCUAAAGAAGUAGAUGUGGUAGUGCAGUAUGAGUUUCAUAUGGGACGAGCGGUUAAACAAUUUGAACUAAGGAGAGAUUUCAAAGAAGUGUUUCUGUGGUCAAAAUUAUACUGGCUUGUAUACAGAUGGUUCAUAGAAGUUUGGAGAAAUCCAUCUCUACAAACCGUAAAAUUGCUUCAGAGAAUUGGUGUUUCUCUCGUAAUAGGACUUAGCUAUCUAGGCACCAACCCUUUUACACAAAGUGGUAUCCAGUCAGUGCAAGGCAUCGUCUUCUUGUUAGUCUCGGAGAACACCUUUACCCCUAUGUAUGCAGUACUAAGCGAAUUUCCAGACAACACCGCGAUAUUUUUAAGGGAAUACAAAUCUGGCCUGUAUCAUUCCUCCACGUAUUAUUUGUCCAGGAUAUUGUCUUUGUUGCCUGGAUUUAUAUUGGAACCAUUUUUGUUGACAAUGAUAGCUUACUGGAUGGCAGGAUUAAAAGCUACAACAGAAGCAUUUUUUACUACAAUUUUAAUAACUACCCUAACUGCUAAUGUAGCGUCUGCUUGUGGAAUUAUGUUUUCUAAUGCUUGGGAUUCAGUACCAACAGCCAUGGCAUAUCUGGUACCAUUUGACUAUAUGUUGAUGAUAACAUCAGGGCUAUUUGUAAAAUUAAGCACAUUACCAUUUUUGGUAAACUGGACAAAGUACCUAUCCUUUCUAAUGUAUGCUGUCGAGUCACUGAGUAUUAUACAAUGGAGGGGAGUGUCAAAUAUUACAUGCGAAAAUCAACAGCUUGGCCUGUUAUGCUUAAAAGAAGGUACUGAAGUAUUAGAAAAGUAUAGUUUUUCCGAGGACCAUCUAGUCAGAAAUAUUUGGAUAAUGGUUAUUCUUUUAUUUGGAUUUUAUACCAUUGGAUACCUAUGUCUGUGGUGGAAAACAAAAAAUAAAUGAUAGUGCAUAUAAAGUUUUUUAUUAUUCUUGAUGAAU
Molecule: messenger RNA, 4231 nt
Organism: Anoplophora glabripennis (Asian longhorned beetle)
Lineage: Eukaryota; Metazoa; Arthropoda; Insecta; Coleoptera; Cerambycidae
Product: ABC transporter G family member 5-like
Exons: 28
Coding region: 14-4195 (1393 amino acids)
Biological process (GO): transmembrane transport
Cellular component (GO): plasma membrane
Molecular function (GO): ABC-type transporter activity; ATP binding; ATP hydrolysis activity
Source: RefSeq, a predicted model, not a curated record